This is a messenger RNA of Malania oleifera, 729 nucleotides long. RefSeq names its product protein SKIP34. The transcript is spliced from 2 exons. NCBI's taxonomy places the organism in Eukaryota, Viridiplantae, Streptophyta, Magnoliopsida, Santalales, Ximeniaceae. The record is from RefSeq and is a predicted model, not a curated record. The coding region runs from base 80 to 367 and encodes 95 amino acids.
AAAAAACUCCCCCCCCCCUCUCUCUCUCUCUCUCUCUCUCUCUUGUUGUGCAGCAUCUCCGAGCUCCCUCGACCGCAGGAUGUGUUACCACCACCACUUGCAAACGUCCUGGAACGGCGAACAAUCGCCGCCGAGAGCCGCCAGAGCGGCGGAGAGCGACGCCGUGGUCGAGGAUCUGCGAGCUCGAUUGGCGGAGACGGAGGCACGCCUUGAAGGAGCCAGGGCUCGGGAGGCCGAGCUCAGUCGUCAGCUUGAAGAGAUGAAGCGCUUCGUUUCUGUCAUGGAGAUCCUCGAGAACUAUCUGAAAGUACGGUUCCAGGAGCAGAAAGAGCACGUUACUCGCCUCUUCUCUCGGGUUCCCAAAUAGAGGCUCAUUAGGUCCAAGCUACACAAAUGGGGGCACCCCAUCUCCUAUCCUUCAGACCUUCAACAUAAAGUCUGAUGCAUGAUCUCAUGUUUUCUUAAAUCUUCUCAAUUAUUGAUCAAUAAUGUGCAGUGUAGUAUCCUGGAGAAAUAAUGACUAAAAACCACACCAAGGUAGAAUAUGACCACUCAAGUCAUUAUUCCUGAUCACCAGAAGAUUGAAAUCCCCAAAUUUGGUAUGUUGUGUUACUCAACAGAUGGUGUGAAACAAUCUUUUUGGGAGUGAAUGAAACAACUGGAAUAUUCACUCAUGUUCGUCUGUUGGUAGUUUGACAAAUUAAAUGAGAGCUGCCCAAGAAUUUGCCA